Messenger RNA from Aspergillus wentii DTO 134E9, 440 nucleotides. RefSeq lists its product as uncharacterized. Lineage: Eukaryota; Fungi; Ascomycota; Eurotiomycetes; Eurotiales; Aspergillaceae. The transcript has 2 exons. The record is from RefSeq and is a predicted model, not a curated record. The coding region runs from base 62 to 361 and encodes 99 amino acids.
CUCUCAUCUGAGCAAAAUAGCAAAAUAGAAUCAUUAUACCUAACAGUUACUGUAUGGCAUCAUGGCCGAAACACCUUUCCCCAACAAACUCCCCCCAUACACCCCGAUGUCGUCUCUGGGUCACGAACUCGGCGUCAUGUUCGGUUUCAUGGCGGCCUGUUUUGUUAUUAUGGCUGUGUACACGUUUAUCUGGCGUGCUGCCCAACGACGAAACGCAGAGAAAGAUCUCGCCCGUCGCAAGAACUUACAAGCUAAAGGGGUGAUGCGACAUCGAGAUGGGAAUCGGGUCCAUGAGAAGAUGGUGGAUCGACAUGCGAUUCCAGCAAAUCGGGCUGAGUUGCCGGUUCAUCAGGCUGGAUAGGAUAUUCAAUAUGUAGUAUGCAGUGUGUUCCUGUUUACAUAAAAUAGCUUUAUUCUUAUAAAUAUAUAUAUUACCAAGU